ACGGAUGUUCCCAACGGUGCGAGUCUCCUUCACAGGCAUCCGAUCCGACCAGCGGUACGCAGUGCUCCUGGACAUAGUACCUGUGGACAACAAGAGGUACCGAUACGCGUAUCAUCGAUCAUCGUGGCUAGUGGCCGGCAAGGCAGAUCCUCCAGCGCCCUGUAGGGUCUGCGCUCAUCCUGAUUCGCCCUUUACCGGGGAACAACUUAGGAAACAGGUGGUGUCCUUCGAGAAGGUCAAGUUGACGAAUAAUGAGAUGGACAAACAUGGACAUUUAGUAUUAAAUUCGAUGCACAAGUACCAGCCGAGGAUACACUUAGUGAAAAGAAAUGAAGGUGCCUCUGGAAACAUCGUAGAUUUAGAAAACGAAGAGUACAAAACAUUCAUUUUUCCAGAGACCAUCUUCACCGCUGUCACUGCUUAUCAAAAUCAACUGGCUAUUCUAAAAGCUGUAACUUUCCUCUUCAAAAGCAACUGCAUACCAAUUAACAAAGAUGAUUGGCGGUCGCAGAUAUUUUCCCCAGGGGGUACGAUUAUCGGCAUGAGGCACUUAUUUGAAGUGUAUUAUCUUCCAAAACUGUAUGGAAAGCGAUAG
Messenger RNA from Acanthoscelides obtectus, 595 nucleotides. The record is from the annotation of a GenBank genome assembly. NCBI's taxonomy places the organism in Eukaryota, Metazoa, Arthropoda, Insecta, Coleoptera, Chrysomelidae.